This is a messenger RNA of Odocoileus virginianus texanus, 2249 nucleotides long. The record is from RefSeq and is a predicted model, not a curated record. Lineage: Eukaryota; Metazoa; Chordata; Mammalia; Artiodactyla; Cervidae.
UCUCUCUCAGAUUGUCUCCUGAUGAUGUGUCUUCCAUGGAGUGUGUCAAUGAGACCUUGGUGACAGAGUUUGUCUUCCUCGGCUUCUCAUCUCUGGCUGGGCUACAGCCGCUGCUCUUUGCUGUCUUCCUGCUGGUCUACCUGUUCACCCUGGGCACCAAUGCCAUCAUCGUUUCCACCAUUGUGCUGGACAGAGCCCUCCGUACCCCCAUGUACUUCUUCCUUGCUGUACUCUCCUGUUUUGAGACUUGUUAUACCUUCGUCAUUGUACCCAAGAUGCUGGUUGACCUGUUGGCCCAGAAGAAGGCCAUCUCCUUUCUGGGCUGUGCCAUCCAGAUGUUCUCCUUCCUCUUUCUAGGCUGCUCUCACUCCUUCCUGCUGGCAGCCAUGGGUUAUGAUCGCUACGUGGCCAUCUGUGACCCUCUGCGCUACACAGUGCUCAUGGGUUUCGGGGUGUGUGCAGGACUUGUGGCUGCUGCCUGUGCCUGUGGCUUUAUUGUUGCACAGAUCAUCACAUCCUUGGUAUUUCACCUGCCCUUUCACUCCUCCAACCAACUACACCACUUCUUCUGUGACAUCUCUCCUGUUCUGAAGGUAGCAUCUUACCAUACCCACUUUAGUCAGAUUGUCAUUAUCAUGCUCUGCGCAUUGGUCCUGGUUAUCCCCCUGCUGUUGAUUUUGGUAUCUUAUAUUCUCAUCAUCUCUGCCAUACUCCAAUUUCCUUCCACAUUAGGCAGGUACAAAGCUUUUUCCACCUGUGCUUCUCACCUCAUUAUUGUCAUUGUCCACUAUGGCUGUGCCUCCUUUAUCUACUUAAGGCUUAAAUCCUACUAUUCCUCAAGCCAGGAUGUUCUCAUAUCAGUAUCCUACACAAUCCUAACUCCAUUGUUCAAUCCUAUGAUUUACAGUUUGAGAAAUAAAGAGUUCAAAUUGGCUCUUCAAAGAGUUGUGGGAAGAACAAUUUGUUUAUCAUGACAUUAAUCUAGAUUCUGCAAUUUUAAGUGUGUGGGGAAAAACUUCCUGAGUAAAACUGAUCAAGCAAUGAGCAGUGUUCAAGAACAGAGAUAUUUCUCAGUUAUUUCCAAAUAUAAAAAUUAAAAAAAAAUAGUAUUUUGUCAUGGUCACAUAAAUUAUUGCCUACUGAAGUCCUUUUGAUUGACAGAAAAAUACUGGAUGGCUACUGUAGGAAAAUAUAUAUAGAAUCAGAAUUCCAUACUCUUGCAAACACUAUUACCCAAUCUCAGCCAGAUUGUAAGUGUACAAAACACUGUACAAUGUUAACUCUCUGGUUUAGCAACCCAGAAAGAUCCUUCUCUUUAUUGCCCCCUUUUCUGGCUAUUAGUAUAGUCAGAUCACAUUUUUUCUCAUUUUAUCAUUUUUUCAAAUCUUAAUUUUUUAUUCUAUUCUCCAGUAAAUAUUAACCUAUAGAUGGAAAACAUUAUUUGUAUUUAUAAAGCAGAGUGAGUAGACAAAAUCAUCAAAUAAUAUUCAGUCUUUAUAAGGAACAAACACCCCGCAAUAUCUUUGGCUUAGCUUAGGACACAAUUUUUAAAUGAGACGGCAUUUGUAAAGUUACAAUUUUUGGUGCAUAAGCGAUAGCCAAUUAAUGUUCAAAUAAGUAAAUUAUGCAAAAAGUUAACCAUUUCUAUGUUUCUAAUGUAUUGAGAGCUGUUUUUAAUUUAUUUUUUUAUGCACCAGUACAAAUCUGAAUUUAGUUAGAAUUCCUUAAAGAUAUUCACAAGGACAUUGGUUAAAGAGAAGACCUAAAAUCACACAGACUGAGCAAGAAAAGCAGGCUAAGUUUAACCAUCUCAUUAAAUAGAAAAGUCUGUGUAAAGAGUAAACACCAUCUGUCUCAUGAAGCUUGGGGAUCUUCAUGUGCACUUCAGGCCAGAUUUUGAGUUGAACAUUUUACAUAUGUUCUUACAUAAGUGAGCUCCUCAGAGAAAGCUGCCUCCUUGCUUUAUAUAUUUUUUCCAAGAUUGACUUGUAAAUAAAGGUCUUCUGACAGAAUCAUUCCAUUUCUUAUUAUUUUCUUGCACAAGAUUCCUCAUCAAUGUUAUAUGCUCUCAGAGACUGCAGGAAGAGGGUAGAAACUAGAAUGUUUUAUUCACAAGCCCUGGUUUAAUGUGGGAUGCUGAACUUGUCUGCUAAGAAUGCAAGCCUACUGCAUUUCUCUGAAGCUUGAAACUUCCUGAAGGAGGGGCCUGAAGAUCCUAGUGCAUGCCAAGUCACUUCAGUCAUGUCCAA